GAAUUCCAUGCAUGUAAUUUAGUUUCCGUUUCUUCUUGCGUUCCUUUGUAUUUGUGCUAAAUCAGCGUUUGCCACCUCCCCCCCCUCUCUCUCUCUCUCUUCACUCCAUUGUAAACCUCUCCUUCUUCACGCCGCCUCUCUUUCUCUUCUGUUUCUGGGUUAUCUUCUCUUCACCCUCCACCAUGCCCUCUUCUUGUCUCUAAUGACGCCUCUUCUAUCAGUGAUUGCAUGCGUAAACCUUUCACAAUUGGCGAUAUGAAGGAAGGGAGAACUGAGCUGGAAUUUGAUGAAUUUGAGAAACUUCUUGGUGAGAUACCAAUUGCUACUUCUGGGAAACCACAUUCUGAUGACACUGGGCCAAAGAUGGUGUCUUUCGAGGGAAGUUUGUCUCCUAUCAGCCAAGGGCCUAUCAGUGAGAAACUCCAAAACUUUGGGAGUUUAGGUGACAGAAAAAUCUCAUCGAAUGUAACUAAGCAAUUACCCAUUAUAAGGAUUCAACCAGAGGAAAUGAAUCUGCCCGAUGAUCAGUCCUUGACAUCUGCAUUUGCAGGAUUGAGCUUUACUGAUGGUGUGACAGCGGAAGUUGGUGGUCCUUUGGCAGAGAAUAAAUCCUUAGAGAAUUGCUCCAUUUUAUUGGAUGGCCACCAUCUAAAGGACUUAAAGAAACCUAAUUCUAAUGUGGAUCCAAAUGUGAGGGCUAUACUUUCUCUUCAAUAUCCAAAAAAUGUACCUUGUGGUUUCGACAAGGUUGGUGAGACAAAAACUGGCCAGGAAAGUUCAAAUAUGUUAAAAUUCAAUGCUGAAGAACUUGAGAAGCGCCAAGUAGGCUAUCGCCAGCAAUUUGAAAAUUUAUCUGCUACUGCACCAUUGGCUCAUGCAGUGCAAGGCCUCCAGUUCCUCUCUCAUGUGCCGGUCCACCAUGGUGUGCAGUUUCCUGCAAUGCCUGAUCAGCAACAAUUUUUCCUGGAUGCACAUUCUCUGCAGCCUUAUUUUCAUCCGCAGCAAAUAAACGAGCCUCAGAUAAGUUGGAGGAAUAUAGAAGAGGAACAAUAUUGUAGGAUACAUCACCAAUACCUUUACUUGCAGCAUCUUCCCAUUCAGAGGCUAGAAGCUCAGCAUCCUAUUCAAGACCAAGGGAAUUUUACAACUAGACUGACAAGUGAGAACCUGAGGGAGCCAUUUGUUGAGGUGCCAAUCUCUUGCCAACUUGAAAAUUCUCGACAGGAAUCAUUUUGGAACAAUAGUGCAGACUACAGGAGCUUAAACCUACCGAAUCCUGCCAUGUCUUUCCCAAAUUUUAGUGCAAUGCCAGUUUUGGACAAAGUGGCAAAACAUAAGUUCCCUGAAAAAAUCCUGACAAGAUCACAUGGAACAAACACCCAAGAAAAUGUGAAGUUUGGCUCUGUGAGUAAGAAUGAAUCGCUAACCCGUGUCAGCCGAAAUGAGGAGGCUCUCUCAAAUCAUCAUCAUUGGCAUGACUUUUCUAUUCCAAGGACCAAAGGCUUUCAGUUGGAUAGUUUGAGCUUGUGGGGUUUGUCAACUGAAGAUGCAGAUCUUAAAAGCACUUAUCUGAAGCCAGUGCCUCAGAAAUGUUACUCUGUUGAUGAAGCCACUGGCAGAAUAUAUCUCAUGGCCAAAGACCAACAUGGUUGCCGCUUCUUGCAGAGAAAAUUGGCCGAGGGCACCCCCACAGAAGUUGAAAAGAUUUGUUUUGAGAUCAUUGAUUAUGUUGUUGAGCUCAUGACAGAUCCUUUUGGAAAUUACCUAGUACAGAAACUGCUUGAAAUUUGUGAUGAUGAUCAGCGGAUGCAAAUACUUCAUACAAUCACUAGAAGAUCUGGGGAACUUGUUAGGAUUUCAUGUAAUAUGCAUGGGACUAGGGCUGUUCAGAAGGUCAUUGAGACCCUCAAGACUCCAGCGCAGUUCUCCAUGAUUGUUUCCUCACUGAAGCCUGGUAUUGUGACUUUAAUAAAAAACAUUAAUGGCAACCAUGUUGCACAGCGCUGCUUGCAGUGUCUAAUGCCUGAAUGUACUGAGUUCCUUUUUGAAGCUGCAACUGCUAAUUGUGUUGACCUUGCAACGGAUCGCCAUGGUUGUUGCGUGCUUCAAAAAUGCCUUAGCCAUUCUGAUGGUGAGCAGAGACGCCGUUUAGUUUGCGAGAUAACAUCAAAUGCUCUGAUACUCUCCCAAGAUCCAUAUGGGAAUUAUGUCGUGCAGUAUGUGUUCAGUCUACAACUUCCGUGGGCAACAGUAGAUAUUCUUAACCAAUUGGAGGGUAACUAUGCGGACUUGUCCGUGCAGAAAUUUAGCAGUAAUGUGGUCGAGAAAUGUCUGAACUAUGCAGGUGAAGACCACCAACCUCGUGUCAUCCAAGAGCUGAUUGAUAAUCCUCGGUUAGAUCAAAUUAUGCUAGAUCCUUAUGGAAAUUAUGUUAUCCAAGCAGCUUUAAGUCAGUCAAAGGGAGCUCUUCAUAAUGCUUUAGUGGCUGCCAUAAGACGCCAUGAUCCUGUGCUUCAGACGAGCCCUUAUGGGAAGAAAGUCCUCUCUAGUUGCGGUUUGAAGAAAUAAAUUGUCUGGCUGUUGAAGAAGAUCUUGUAUAUUAUGUAAUAAGCAAGUGAAGUAAAGGUUUGAGCUGGGUUUUAUGGCUUGUGAAUUUCGGAACUCAAAACCCUGACUUAAAGAGAAACAGGUCAAUGAUGCCUUUAAAAGCUCAUCUAAAUAGAUGGAAGGUGAAUUUCUCAUGCUAGGCAUUUAUCUUUUUGGUGUUUGGCAAUAGAUUGCCACGAUUAGACCUUGUU
This is a messenger RNA of Juglans regia (Persian walnut), 2798 nucleotides long. RefSeq names its product pumilio homolog 12. Gene Ontology annotation, molecular function: mRNA binding. Gene Ontology annotation, biological process: post-transcriptional regulation of gene expression. NCBI's taxonomy places the organism in Eukaryota, Viridiplantae, Streptophyta, Magnoliopsida, Fagales, Juglandaceae. Gene Ontology annotation, cellular component: cytoplasm. Bases 229 to 2568 code for a protein of 779 amino acids. The record is from RefSeq and is a predicted model, not a curated record. The transcript is spliced from 7 exons.